UGCUUAACGCUUGACAGUAACCACGGUCACCAUGGCAGGAAUGGCCAUGCCACUUUUCACAAUUCAUUUAAAACAGAAAAUCCUGCCUGGCAGAGUGACCAUUGGCAAAUAUGAUGGAUCGCACAGCUGUAUCACAGCAGCGACCACGGGCGACAAAGUUUUGGUACACAGCCCGCACCUGAGAAAUAAAGAUACAUCAAUACUCAAUAUAAACCAAGCUGUGACCUCAGUGUGUGCCGGUCGGUUAAACCCAAAUGAAGAUAAAGACAUAUUGCUCGUUGGAACGCCCAGCACUCUUUUGGCCUAUCACGUUGAAAACAAUACUGACCUUUUUUACAAAGAAGUUCCAGAUGGUGCCAAUUCCAUAACUAUUGGCAAAAUAGGCAGCUAUGACAUCCCUUUGGCAAUAGUCGGUGGUAACUGUUCUAUCCAGGGCUUUGACUGGGAAGGAAAUGAUCCUUACUGGACUGUGACUGGCGAUAACGUGAGAUCUCUUACUAUUUUAGACAUUGACAGCGAUGGUCAAAAUGAGUUGAUUGUAGGCUCUGAUGAUUUUGACUUGAGGGUUUUUAAAGAUGAUGCAUUGGUGCAUGAGUUGUCUGAAACUGAAGCCAUUACAACUCUUGUGGCACUACGUGACAAAAAGUUUGCAUAUUCUUUGGCCAACGGGACGGUCGGUGUUUACGACAAGCUCAAUCGUACUUGGAGGGUUAAAUCAAAAAAUGCCCCUGUGUGCCUUGCCAGUUAUGAUAUCGAUGGAGAUGGAAUCCCCGAGUUGAUCACUGGCUGGUCAAAUGGAAAAGUGGACGCCAGGAACAUUAAAACAGGGGACGUCGUUUUUCAUGAUAUCCUUCCCCACGGGAUCGCUGGGAUUGUCGUAGGUGAUUAUACUAUGAGCGGAAAGCCCCAGUUAAUAGUCUGCUCAACUCAUGGAGAAAUACGAGGGUAUGACUCGACAAGCCUGAAUAAAGAUACAGUUCAAUAUGGCGAUGUGAUCAGAGAUUUGAUGAGUAAAAAGCAAAUGUUAAUGUCAGAAUUAAGGAAUUAUUCAGCAGAUCCUUCAGGGACUGGAAUACCGGCAAAUACUAGGCUUCUAACUGACAUUAGUGUGAGUCCAGGAACAAAACUUAAUCCAGGAGGUCAUGUUGUCAUAUCAUUGUCAACUAACAAUCUCACAGUGAUUAGAUCGGCGACUGUUUUUGCUGAAGGCAUUUUUGACGGUGAAAUUUUCGUUAUGCAUCCACCUUUGGCCCAAGUUACAAACAAUCUAGAUAUUCCUCUUGUUCCUCCGAAAGACACACCACUGGAUAUUCACAUAAAGGCUUUCGUUGGUUCAAGUGCAAACAUAACACAGUUUCACGUGUUUGAAGUAACAAGGCAGCUACCUAGAUUUUCCAUGUACGAUGUGGCAUCACCUUCAUCAAGCACUAUACCUGAUAGCUACGUAACAUUCCGUUUUAAUGAAAGAGCAUCACGACUUGAAACGUGGCAAAACACAAAUUUUUUGGUGACAUCUUCUAUACUUGAAAGAGCAGGUGAAGGUUCAAGUAGAGCAGAAUGGAAUAUAUUUCUCACCUCACUGAGAGAUGGGUCAAGCCUACAGUUGAAAUGUGAAUCUGGAAAUAUGACAAUUUUCACACCACAUAUAUCCGUCGCUGCUGAUAUAGUACAAUCACUUGCUCAAUUUUUUGAUAUAGAUGAUUUACAAUCUACUGCAGAGUUUCCCUUAGUAUAUACCAGUUUAAGGGAUAAUCUAACAAAAGCCGAUGACCUACAGCAGAAUGCUACAAAAAUGUCAGCAACCGUGGCCGACACAGCAAACCUCAUCAGAGGGCUAAUUGUUCAAGCAGAAGACUCUCGACUUUUGAUGUAUAUGAAGGAUUUGAGAGAGUGUUACAGUCAAUUGCAGCAGGUCAAUAGCGAUUUGUUGAGGAAUUAUGCACUGAGGAGUGCUAAUAACAACGAACUUUUAUUGACCCUGAGGAACAUAAAUUCUGUAAUACAGCAUGCAUCCAGACUCAGAGUCGGAAAAUACAAAAAUGAAAUAAUAAGCCUAUGUAGAAAUGCUGUGGCAACUAAAAAUCUGAACAUGCUGAUAAAAGUGAUCAAGACCGGAGAGGCCUAAAUUUUUUUUAUAGAAGGGAUUGAGGAAUAUAUUUAUAACAAAUUGUUAGUUUAAUUUAUUGAAAUAAUUACA
Cimex lectularius (bed bug) is the source of this 2197-nucleotide messenger RNA. Its product is annotated as Bardet-Biedl syndrome 2 protein homolog. Lineage: Eukaryota; Metazoa; Arthropoda; Insecta; Hemiptera; Cimicidae. Gene Ontology annotation, biological process: non-motile cilium assembly. The record is from RefSeq and is a predicted model, not a curated record. Gene Ontology annotation, molecular function: protein binding. The coding region runs from base 32 to 2125 and encodes 697 amino acids. Gene Ontology annotation, cellular component: ciliary basal body; motile cilium; neuron projection. The transcript has 13 exons.